GCGGUGCUCGCGACUACGUCUCUCCGAGUCGCGGCGCCCUACAUACUUAUACGUUAUGCUCGUCACUCGCGCCAAACGACAAAUUGUUUAAAAUUUGCACAUCGUUUCUUCGGAUCUAUAUCGUGUCCUCAGUAGGUCAGAAAUUAUGAAGAACGAAGACGAGUUUGGAAUGGAAAAAAGCGGGUCGAGGCCGAGGCGACUCCUGACAGAUAGUGUUUCCAGCGAUGAACCGGAAACUGAGCGCCUGUUGCGCUCGCAGCCGCCUCCGUCGAUAAUGUUGGCCGGCUGCCGGCGGGAGUCCCUGACGGCGCCGCCAUCCCCUACUGACUUCCGCAAGAAACGUGACCACCGACACCAUAAUUACAAGAAUCAUUUGCACCACUUGAUACACUGGAGAGACCGAUGGAGCGGGGAACCCAACAAGGCACACGAGAGCCUCCACCGCAGCGAGUCGAUGGUCUCGCUGGCGUGCUUCAAGACGCUCUCGCAACUCGUCAACAACGAUGACGUCACUGAGCUGCAGCAGUACCUCGCCAACAACAAGAACCUCAACAUCGACGAUAAAGACGAGAAUGGCACGACGGCGCUCAUGUGCGCGGCCGAGCAGGGCCGCGUUGCCGCGGUGCGCGUGCUGGUCGCUGCUGGCGCGGAUGUGUGCGCGGCCGACGCGGACGGCUGGACGCCUCUCGCGUUUGCCGCGCGCGGCGGACACCUGCCUGUUAUGAGGGAGCUGCUUGAUGCAGGCGCACAUGUCGACUCUAGAGACUGCGGAGGAUGGACGCCUCUGAUGUGGGCGUCGUACAAGGGACACGACGAAGAAGUAGCACUAUUAUUGGAGAAAGGAGCAGACGUACAUGCCCACGGAAAUUAUAAUAUCAAUUCGUUAGUAUGGGCGGCGGGUCGUCGCCACAGCAGCGUGGUGCAGCGGCUGCUGAGUGCGGGCGCGCGCGCCAACUCUUGCGAUAAGUACGCGACGUCCGCGCUCACUUGGGCGGCGCGCGCCGGAGACACAGCCUCCUGCGCCGCACUGCUGCGCGCCGGCGCCGACGCCAACACCGCCGGCAUGUACUGCUGGACCCCGCUACUGCAGGCCACGCAAGGCAACCACUUUGAAAUCGUACAAAUGCUACUGGAGCACAAGCCGAAUGUAAAUGCGUUAGAUAAAGACGGCUACACCGCUUUGGCGAUAGCCUGCAAAGAGGGAUACUAUGACAUCGCAUUGGCUCUCAUCAAUUCUGGUGCCUACAUCAAUGUUCAGGACCAUUCAAAAGACACUCCGUUGAUCCACGCUGUGAAGGGAGGUCACAGGAACAUUGUAGAAGCGUUACUAAAGAAACACGUCGACGUUGAUCUGCCGGGAAAAGACAAGAAGACGCCCGUCUACACCGCGGUGGAGAAAGGUCACGUCGCCAUACUGAAGCUGCUGCUGGCCUCCAACCCGGACCUCGAGCACUGCACCAGUAGCGGCGACACAGCGCUGCUGCGCGCGGUGCGGUCUCGGCACGCGGAGAUGGUGCAGCUGCUGCUGGAGCGCAAGGCGCGUGUUGGCGCCGCUGACAACCGCGGAGAUACCGCCCUACACAUCGCCAUGCGCGCACGAUCAAAGCAAAUAGUCGAAAUCCUCCUGAGGAACCCUAAGAACAGCCAGCUGCUGUACAAGCCGAACAAGAUGAAGGAGACGCCGUACAACAUCGACAUGAGCUACAACAAGACGAUCCUCGGCCAGAUGUUCGGCGCGCGCCGCCUCAACACCAGCGAGGACAACGAGAACAUGCUCGGCUACGAGCUGUACAGCGCCGCCCUCGCGGACAUGCUCGCCGAGCCCAGCCUCGCCGUGCCCAUCACCGUCGGCCUCUACGCGCGCUGGGGCUCCGGCAAAUCAUUUCUGCUCAGCAAACUCAAAGAGGAGAUGAAGAAUUUCGCCCGGCAGUGGAGUGAGACGGGGUGGGCGUGGUCGUGGGCGGUGGCGUGGGGGGCGUGGCACGGCGCACUGCCGCUGGCCGCCGCCGCCGCGCUGGCCGGAGCCCCGUCAUACCUCGCCGUCGGACUUGCGUUCGCACUCUUCGCCGUCGCAUAUCUCAUAUUCUAUUUACUAUGGAACCUAGGAACCAGAUAUGAGUGGUGGUGGGCUGGCGGCAUGAUGACGACCCUGGGCAAGCGGUUCAACUCGCUGCUACUGGUGCUACAAGUCGUGUUCUGUCAUCCGCCCGGCCCCAACGACCCGCGUGCGCUGCCGGCCACGCCUAUACGAUUUCAUUUCACGGAGGGCAUGCGGAGCGGCGCGGGGCAGGAGGGCGCGGCGCUGGUCGUGCAGAUGAUCGGCAGCCUGGCGGAGGCGCUCGAAAACCAGUACGGCCGCGUCUGCACGCGCCUCGCGCGCGCCUUCAGACCCCGACCUGUCUCAUCUACAUCGGGAUGGAAAUGGCGUCGCGCGUGCUGCAUCCCGCACAUCGUGAUGUUCGAGGUGAUCUUCAUAUGCCUGCUGGUGGGAAUGUGCGUGCUCGUCAUGUUCCUCACGGAGACCGACGCGGACCAGCAGCGGCGUGACAUCCAGCAGGGCGUGGUGGUGGGGGCGUGCGCGCUGGCCGGCGCCGCCCUGCUCGCCAACCUGUACACUGCGGGGCGCGCGCUCGCCGCGCUCGUGCUGCCCCCGCGCGCCCGACUGCUGCGUGCGCUGCGCCGCGACUCGCACGCCCUCGCGCUCCGCCCCGAGGUGCAGGUCCUCACUGACAUGGUGUCGUGCCUGGACGCGUUCACGGGGCAGCAGACGCGGCUGGUGGUGGUGGUGGACGCGCUGGACAGCUGCGAGCAGGAGAAGGUGCUGGCGCUGCUCAACUCCGUACACGCGCUCUGCUCUGACCCCAAGAGCCCCUUCAUACUGCUGCUCGCCAUCGACCCGCACAUCAUCAGCAAGGCGGUAGAAAUAAACAGCCGUCGUGCGUUUUCUGAGAGCAACAUCGGCGGGUGGGACUACCUGCGCAAUAUGGUGCAGCUGCCCUUCUACCUGCAGAACUCUGCGCUGCGCCGCGUCAAGACUGCGCAGCAGACCGCCGCCAAGCGCAUGCAGGCCAUCGCCGCUGAGGACUUCUCCACCUCCCUACAGAGAUCUGUAUCUGCUCGUCGUCUAUCAUCGACGUCGGAGCUGAUGUCUAGUCAGGAGCGCAUCAAGGGGCAGGUAGGACAGGCCAGCAAGGAGAGCGCAGCGCGUGCACGGAGGCUUCGCCCCUCCGAGUCGCUGGCCUCAUCCGUGGCGUCUGGUCUGCACCGCGCGCCCGCCACAGACCUCGGCCGCGUGCUGCUCACUGACGACUACUUCAGCGACGUCAACCCGCGCAGCAUGAGACGGCUGCAGAACGUCCUCUACAUCACUGGGCGACUGCUGAAGGCGUUUCAAAUCGAGUUCACAUGGAGCCAGCUGGCGUCUUGGGUGAACCUGACGGAGCAGUGGCCGUACCGCACAUCCUGGAUCAUCUACCACCAUGAGACCUUCGAGGAGCACAUCGAUGACACCACUCCCCUUAAGCACAUAUUUGAAAAGGUGAAGCCGUCACUGAGCAGUGCGCACGAGGCGGGCACACUCACUGAGCUGGACCGCGACGAGCGCAAGCUGGAGGUGUUCCUGGGCUUCCAUCGCAGCACGCUCACCGCCGCAGACCUCAAGAUAUUCUUGCCCUUCACCAUCAAUCUCGACCCUUACAUCAAGAAGGUCAUCAAAGAGGAACAACUACAGAUGGGUGCGGAAGACGAGAUGAUGCCUGCAGCGCCAUGGGCACAGCAGAACCUACGACAACCUCAUUCCAAAUUACUACCCGGCAAGAAGAAAAUGUCUCCUGUGAGUGGUGUGGGCGCGGCCCCGAUGGUACCGCCAGUGUGGGUGGGAUGGGCCAGCACGCAGUACUCGCAACUGCCGCAGGGGCCGCAAGUGCCGCAGAUGCCGCAAAUGCCGCAAGUGCCAAACAUGCCGCAUUUAAUGCCGUCCCUGGCACCAAACCCGAUUGCGUUGCUCAAAACUGCCUUUCCCAAUUUGGGGGAUGUGUCGUCUCUGCGUCUGUCGUCUCUGAGUGUGGAGCGAGCGUGCGGCGUGGUGCGCGCGGCGCUGGGCGGGGCGGGCGCUGCAGCCGCCGCCGCGCUGCAGCGACACCAUGUCAGCGGCCUAGUGCUCGCAGCAUGCCGUCUAGAUGAACUCAAACCGUUAUUAGAUUUACCGUUCGGUGACUGGGAGUUGUUCAAAAUGCUCAUUAUAAACCUGCGCGAGCUGGAGGCCGGUAUGCCGCUCAACGCACCCUCAGUCGCAGUGAUUCCUGAAAAGUCUGCGGAAACAGAAACAGAUUCAGUGAAGCCUCGUCUAGAGCAUCAACGAAGUCGGCCUACUAAUGUUGAGAAACAGGUGACGCUGGAGGAGCAGAUGAUCUGCGGCGCGCUGCAGACGCUGGACGAGGAGGCGCCGGAGGAGGCCGGCGCCUCCUGGGCGGGCGGUCUGAGCGGCGGCGGCUCCCCGCGCGCCCACCGCCGCGACCCCUCCAUCCUCAAGGGCGGCAGCUUCCGCGCCCGUCGCCACGCGGACCCGCCCGCAGUCACCUUCAACGUCGAGAACGAGGAGGACUCCGACGACGGCCAGAUCACGUUCAGCGCGCGCCCGCGUCCCGUCGUGCACUACCGCGCCCCGCCCGCCCCCGCGCCCUCUCGUCCCUCUUCGCUGCUCGUGUCGGGCGAGGACGUGCGCGACCUCGACGACCGCCUCGCCGCGCGCUCCCGCUCCGUCGAGGACUCCACCAAGACCGGCUCCCCGAUCGUCGACCUCAAGCUCAGGAGUCUGAAGAGGACGGCGGAAAUAUUGAAGAAGGUCGGGUCCGCCGAGCGACUGACCCGCUUCAAGGACAAAAUAAUGUCGCGCGGCAACGGGUCCCGGGAGCGCAGUCCGUCGCGCGAGGAGACCGCCAGCGACGACGAGUCGGCGCCGCUGGUGAGCUCCCCGACCGCGCCGCCUCCCCCGCCCCGCGACGCCUCCGCCUCCUCCACCUCCAACUCGUCGCCGCUCGCCUCCUCCUCGCAGUCGCGCGCCUGCCCCUCCUCGUCCAACAAGAAGCUUAUCGGCGUCGACUGCGGAGAUCGUAGCCUGCAGGACAUCUCCGCCAGCACUGACUUCUCUCCACGAUCGGACCUCACCGACUUGGAGUCGCCUCGGGAAUGUACGGUCCAGUUCGACCAUCUCCCCGAAUGUAAAUCUGGCGAUGGGAAGAAUGUAAAACUCCAUGUUGCCCGCGAGGAUAGCAGCUCGUCGCUCUCCAACAUGGUGGAGCCGUACAAUAUGUACUUGCUGGCACACGACACGGCGGAAAAUUGUCGGGGCCUGUGGCGGCAGAACGCUCUCGAUUCCGGACCGCCGUGGCCCUGGGACGACGAGCCGGAUUCUGCGGUCUGAUCCUAGAGCAUCGACAUUUAUGUUGCAUUUAGCUAUGUGAAAGCGGAGUACUUAUUUUGCAGCAUGCAGUCAAUAGUUACAUUGUCCAAACUAUGAAUUAUGUUGAUUAUGUCACUCAAAUUACUUAUACAAGCACUAAUUGACUUGCAAUAAAUGGGUCUUUAUAAUAGAUCGAUUGGGUAUGUUUACUGCUGUAGAUGUACGAUACUUUAUGUAUGGAAAAUGAAACGAUAUUUCUUUUUAAUAGUUUAUUCUACUUUCAACACUCGAUAAAGUAAACUGUGAACGGUAGAACAAGAACGUCAGUCGACUGUCAGCUGGCAAGAGCUCAUCUUGUAAGUAGGAAUGGAGAAGUGACAUCUCAUUCACAAUUGCUCACGUGUACUUAAGUACAUAGUUUUAUAAUUAGAUAGGGUAUUAUGUUUUCCAGUGUAACUAAUACAUUUGUAUUAGUUGAAAAUAAAUUGAUUAUUUAGCUAAUUAAAUUCAUUAAUAAAGAUGA
Messenger RNA from Papilio machaon (common yellow swallowtail), 5924 nucleotides. RefSeq names its product kinase D-interacting substrate of 220 kDa B (gene Arms). Bases 146 to 5422 code for a protein of 1758 amino acids. The record is from RefSeq and is a predicted model, not a curated record. The transcript is spliced from 26 exons. Gene Ontology annotation, molecular function: protein binding. Lineage: Eukaryota; Metazoa; Arthropoda; Insecta; Lepidoptera; Papilionidae.